AUCACGGGCUCCGCUACGCUCACAACCCCAAACAAACAGGAACAAGAUCACAACCACACCAAACACCAUCACUCCUCCAACGCCCCCAACCUCCUCGACCUACACCUGCAGCACCGGCCACCCGCGCGCCAGCGAAACCCGGCGGCCCUAUCUAGGAUCCGACGACGACGAGGAGCCACCGCGCCGCAGAGCUGCUAGGAUGGGGCGGAGAGUGGCGUCCUACUACGUGGAGGCGGCGCCGCCCGUGGACGUGAACAAGAACACCGAGUGGUUCAUGUACCCCGGGGUCUGGACCACCUACAUCCUGCUCCUCUUCUUCGCCUGGCUCCUCGUCCUCUCCGUCUCCGCCUGCUCCCCCGGCGCCGCCUGGACCGCCGUCAACCUCGGCCACUUCGCCAUCACUUACCACUUCUUCCAUUGGAAGAAGGGAACUCCGUUUGCUGCUGAUGAUCAAGGAAUCUACAACAGAUUGACUUGGUGGGAGCAAAUUGACAACGGGCAGCAGCUUACUCGCAACAGGAAGUUCUUAACUGUGGUACCGGUGGUUCUGUAUCUGAUUGCUUCACACUUGACCGACUACAAUCAGCCGAUGCUCUUCCUCAACACAGUUGCAGUUUUGGUGCUAGUUGUAGCCAAACUACCAAACAUGCACAAGGUCCGGAUAUUUGGAAUCAAUGCAGAUAUCUGAGGGGCGCCACAAGAACACCGCAGUACUGUUGCUUGUAAUCGUUGUAUAUAGAUUUAGAGAGAACUGUAAAUGUCACUCUAGCAUACGUAGUUUGCCUGAAGUGUCCCCGACAGAUGAAAGGCCUGUAGCCCUGUAGGUGAUCCCAGCUGGAUGUUGUUUGGUAUUGCAUCAUACUCCACGGGAUUCUUGAAGUGUAGACUGUCUUCAAUAAAGAUGUCAAUAUUUGGAUCGAGA
Molecule: messenger RNA, 922 nt
Organism: Brachypodium distachyon (stiff brome)
Lineage: Eukaryota; Viridiplantae; Streptophyta; Magnoliopsida; Poales; Poaceae
Product: ORM1-like protein 3
Exons: 3
Coding region: 200-688 (162 amino acids)
Biological process (GO): ceramide metabolic process; intracellular sphingolipid homeostasis; negative regulation of ceramide biosynthetic process
Cellular component (GO): endoplasmic reticulum membrane
Source: RefSeq, a predicted model, not a curated record